CUCUGAACAUUGACACGUACCUAUGUCGCAUUAAUGAAAGAAUGAGAGAAGGAGAUGGUGUAUCAAUUUUGAUACCGACGAUGCAAAUUCUGGAAUUUCACGAUGCAUUCAUUUCAUAGAUGAGAGAAGGAAACCACGGAACAAGAACGGCCCGCUCCACGUGAUGCUCUAACUGGCUUCGGAUCCCUGUCAGGAGUACGAAGUCAAAAGUGUUUACUCAAAAGUGUCAUUUUCCAUUGAGGAUCAACAACGAAGAAGCCCUUCAAAAAAUAUUCUGAGAUGUCUUUACAAAUUCCUCACCGAGAAAAGAACAAGGGCGCACAUGGAGCUGCCACAAAAGCUGUGAUUCUGGUUGGUGGCCCUUCAAGAGGAACCCGCUUCAGACCACUAUCCUUGGAUCUGCCAAAGCCUCUCUUCGAAGUUGCUGGACAUCCUAUUGUCUGGCACUGCCUCACCGCUAUCGCAAAGGUACCCCACAUUCAAGAGGUUUGCAUGAUCGGAUACUACGACGAAUCUGUCUUCCGCGACUUCAUUAAGGAUUCUUCAAAAGAAUUCCCACAAAUCAAGAUCGUAUACUUGCGAGAAUACCAAGCUCUGGGGACUGCUGGAGGACUCUACCAUUUCCGCGAUGCUAUUCUCAAAGGCAAACCUGAACGCUUCUUCGUCCUCAACGCAGAUGUGUGCUGUUCCUUCCCAUUGAAUGAUAUGCUCAAGCUGUUUGAGGACAAGGAUGCAGAGGCAGUUAUUCUUGGUACCAGAGUCAGUGAGGAUGCGGCUAGCAACUUCGGAUGCAUCGUAUCAGACAGUCAUACCCGUCGAGUUCUGCAUUACGUCGAGAAGCCGGAAUCCCACAUAUCGAACCUCAUUAACUGCGGUGUCUACCUCUUCGCAACGGAAUGCAUCUUCCCUUCCAUCCGCAGCGCAAUCAAGAAGCGUACCGAACGUCCUCGACUCGUCUCCUACCCUUCUUCCGAAAACCUCGAGUCCUCCUUCUUCCAAGACGACGACGAGGAAACAAAGAAUGAAGUUCUGAGAUUGGAGCAGGAUAUCUUGAGUGACUUGGCAGACAGCAAGCAAUUCUUCGUACACGAGACCAAGGAUUUCUGGAGACAAAUCAAGACUGCAGGUUCAGCUGUCCCAGCAAAUGCUUUGUAUCUGCAAAAGGCAUUACAGACCGGCUCGAAAGAGUUGGCCAAGCCUUCAGCAAAUAUCCUUCAACCAGUCUUCAUUCACCCUACCGCAACAGUGGACCCAUCCGCUAAGCUUGGUCCAAAUGUCUCAAUUGGUCCCCGAGUCCAUAUUGGUGCUGGUGUCCGAAUCAAGGAAUCGAUUGUCCUGGAGGAUGUUGAGAUCAAGCAUGAUGCAUGCGUUCUGUAUUCCAUCAUUGGAUGGAAUAGCAGAAUUGGUGCAUGGGCUCGUGUUGAGGGUACCCCUACACCCGUCAACAGUCACACUACAUCCAUCAUCAAGAACGGUGUGAAGGUUCAGAGCAUCACAAUUCUUGGUAAGGAGUGUGGUGUUGGUGAUGAGGUUCGUGUACAGAAUUGCAUUUGCCUGCCAUUCAAGGAGUUGAAGAGGGAUGUCACCAACGAAGUCAUCAUGUAAAUUUCUAGAGCAUGCGUCGAUGGGACGGUAAUACCGAGGCAUAAAUUUGGGUUUUUUGCGUUCUUUGUCACUUUUUUUGGUGCAUAUCAUUACAAAAGUCCUUAGACCAAACUUUGCUCAUACCCAAUGAACUUCUGAAUAAUACAAUCUUCAGUUGAAUGUGCUUGCCCCUGAAUACCUUGGUAGUCGGGGAUGUUUCGGUUCGGCUUUUAGAUAACGAUAAAGAUUUUAACCCCUCGGUGGGGUACCGAUGAUUUCUUCAACACGGC
Messenger RNA from Mollisia scopiformis, 1874 nucleotides. Its product is annotated as GDP-mannose pyrophosphorylase. Gene Ontology annotation, biological process: biosynthetic process. The coding region runs from base 280 to 1605 and encodes 441 amino acids. Gene Ontology annotation, cellular component: cytoplasm. The record is from RefSeq and is a predicted model, not a curated record. Lineage: Eukaryota; Fungi; Ascomycota; Leotiomycetes; Helotiales; Mollisiaceae. The transcript is spliced from 4 exons. Gene Ontology annotation, molecular function: transferase activity.